GAAAGAGAAAUUCACACAGCUGAUCUUCAUUUAGUCAGAAAUUUAUUUUAAACCGGACUGCUCUGCUUUCGUCAUCACUUUUGUCAGCGAAAAAUGGAUUACUCUAAAACCCCAACAGUUGUUCCUUUCGGCGGAUUUGAUGCAAAUGCUGAUGCUGUUGCACUCAGAACUGCCAUGAAAGGCUUCGGCACUGAUGAACAAGCAAUAAUUGACAUUCUCUGUGCUCGUUCAAACUCCCAACGUCAAGAAAUCAUCGCCGCCUUUCUCAAAGAGUACGGCAGAGACCUCAUUAAGGACUUAAAAAGUGAAUUGGGAGGCAAAUUCGAAGAUGUCAUAAUCGGCUUGAUGUUGCCCGAAGUUGAUUUCUUGUGUCAAGAGCUCCAUAAGUCGAUGAAAGGUCUCGGAACUGACGAAGAAGCCUUGAUCGAGAUCAUUUGCCCGCGCACGAAUGACGAAAUGAAGCAAAUUGUCGCGAAAUAUGAAGACAUGUACAAUCGCCCGCUUGCCCAACACAUUUGCUCCGAAGUUUCCGGGGACUUUGCUCGCCUUUUGACGUUGAUUGUUACCGGAUGUCGCGAUCCCGCAGGUCAAACUAACCCAGAUCUCGCCAAGGAACAUGCUGAAAAACUCUUUAAUGCGGGCGCCGCAAAGAUGGGAACCGACGAAGAAGUUUUCAAUAAAAUUAUGGCGCAUGAUUCGUUCGCGCAGCUUCGUCUCGUCUUCGAGGAAUACAAAAAUUUGACGGGAAAAACGAUCGAACAAGCUUUGAAAUCCGAGUUGGGAGGCGAUUUGUUGAACGCAAUGUUGGCAAUUGUGGAAUGCGUGCAAUCGCCGCCGGGAUUUUUCGCAAAAAGAUUGCACAAAGCGAUGGAAGGCAUGGGAACGAAUGACUCGACGUUGAUUCGGAUCAUCGUAAGUCGCUGCGAAAUUGACUUGGGAGCCAUUAAGGCAGAGUAUGAACGGUUAUACGACAAAACUUUGUUGAGUGCCGUCAAGAGCGAGUGCUCGGGAGACUAUAAACGUGCCUUGUGUGCAAUCAUUGGGAAUGCAUAAUCGAAUUGAAUUGAAGUUUUUCCACGAAUCUCUAUGAAUUCUCGUAAAAUAUUGCCUUUUUGGCAUUGUGCCAAAGUUAAAUUAACGCUUGAACAAUUUUCCGUACUAAAAAGUUGCUUGUUAGGGCGAUACAAUAAUAGAAAAGUUUUUGGAUUUCACAGAUUUUUUAAAUAUAGGAAAAGAAAAAAGUACAAAUUUUUAAAGAAUUUUUGACAAAGUAAACUUUAGGGUUAAAAAAUAAUUUUUAAGACCUCAAAGUUCAUUUUUAGACCCUGAAUGUUCAUUUCAAAAGCUAAAUGAUGCAUGUUAAGACCUCAACGUUCAUUUUGAGACCCUGAAUGUUCAUUUUAAAAGCUAAAUGAUUCAUUUUAAGACCCUGAAGGUUCAUUUCAAAAGCUAAAAGAUUCAAUUUAAGACCCUGAAUGUUCAAUUUAAAAGCUAAAAAGUUCAUUUUAAGACCUCAACGUUCAUUUUGAGACCCUGAAUGUUCAUUUUAAAAGCUAAAUGAUUCAUGUUAAGACCUCAAAGUUCAUUUUAAGACCCUGAAUGUUCAUUUCAAAAGCUAAGAUGUUCAUUUUAAGACCUCAAAGUUCAUUUUGAGACCCUGAAUGUUCAUUUCAAAAGCUAAGAUGUUCAUUUUAAGACCCUGAAUGUUCAUUUUAAAAGCUAAAAGGUUCAUUUUAAGACCCUGAAUGUUCAUUUCAAAAGCUAAGAUGUUCAUUUUAAGACCUCAAAGUUCAUUUUAAGACCCUGAAUGUUCAUUUCAAAAGCUAAAAGAUUCAUUUUAAGACCCUGAAUGUUCAUUUUAAGACCCUGAAUGUUCAUUUCAAAAGCUAAGAUAUUCAUUUUAAGACCUCAAUGUUCAUUUUAAGACCCUGAAUGUUCAUUUUAAGACCUUAAAGGUUCAUUUUAAGACCCUGAAGGUUCAUUUCAAAAGCUCAUUUAAAGCCACAAAAAUUCAUUUUAAAAGUUAAAAAAAAAUUUCAAGCCUGAGAAUUUUCAAAAAAAUCAAUUAAAAUAAAAUCAAAAAAACAUUUUCAACUUUUGUAUCGUCCUAUGAAUAAAUAUUUACAUUUUUCUAUGAAUAGUUUGAAACAUAAUACAAAUAAAAUAAAGUUA
Messenger RNA from Culicoides brevitarsis, 2172 nucleotides. RefSeq names its product annexin B10-like. NCBI's taxonomy places the organism in Eukaryota, Metazoa, Arthropoda, Insecta, Diptera, Ceratopogonidae. The record is from RefSeq and is a predicted model, not a curated record. Gene Ontology annotation, cellular component: cytoplasm. The transcript is spliced from 3 exons. The coding region runs from base 94 to 1053 and encodes 319 amino acids. Gene Ontology annotation, molecular function: calcium ion binding; calcium-dependent phospholipid binding.